AUGCUGGCGGCGGCGGCGGCGGAGGAGGCAGCGGCGGGGGGUGGGGGUCCCUCUGCGGGUUCCUCGGAGCAGAGCGGAGGUCGGUUCAGUGUCCUGAGCUGGGAGCAGGUGCAGCGCUUGGACCAGAUCCUGGGCGAAGCCGUCCCCAUCCACGGCCGUGGGAACUUCCCCACGCUCUCCGUGAGGCCCCGAACCAUCGUCCAGGUCGUCCGUAGUCGCCUGGAAAAGAAAGGAAUCCUGGUCCAUAACGUGAGGCUGAAUGGCUCAGCAGCCAGUCAUGUUCUGCACCAGGACAGUGGCUUGGGGUACAAAGACCUGGAUCUCAUCUUUGGGGUUGAUCUGAAGACCGAAGACGUUUUCCAGCUGGUUAAAGACGUGGUGAUGGAUUGCCUGCUUGACUUCCUCCCAGAAGGAGUCAACAAAGACAAGAUCACCCCCAUGACUCUGAAGGAAGCCUACGUGCAGAAGCUGGUGAAGGUCUGCAACGAAACGGAUCGCUGGAGCCUCAUCUCCCUCUCCAACAACAGCGGGAAGAACGUGGAGCUCAAGUUCGUGGACUCUCUCCGACGGCAGUUCGAGUUCAGCGUGGACUCCUUCCAGAUCAUCCUGGAUUCGCUUCUGCUGUUUGGGGAGUGUUCAGAGAACCCCAUGGCUGAGAACUUCCACCCCACGGUCACGGGGGAGAGCAUGUACGGGGACUUUGAGGAGGCAAUGGAUCACCUCCGGAACAGAACCAUCGCCACCAGGAACCCCGAGGAGAUCCGAGGCGGGGGGCUGCUGAAAUAUUGCAACCUCUUGGUGAGGGGCUUCAAACCCAAAUCAGAAGUGGACAUGAAGGCCUUGCAGAGGUACAUGUGCUCCCGUUUUUUCAUAGACUUCUCAGACAUCGGGGAGCAGCAGAGGAAGCUGGAGUGCUACCUCCAGAGCCACUUUGUCGGGAUGGAGAGCAAAAGAUAUGACUAUUUGAUGACCCUCCACAGGGUGGUCAAUGAGAGCACGGUCUGCCUCAUGGGACAUGAGAGGAGGCAGACCCUGAACCUCAUUGCCAUGCUGGCUGUGAGGGUCCUGGCUGAGCAGAACAUCAUCCCCACUGUCACAAACGUUACCUGCUACUACCAGCCAGCUCCUUACAUCAGUGAAAUCAACUUCAACUACUACGUCACCCACGUGCAGCCCUUCCUGCCUUGCAAUCAGUCCUACCCCACGUGGCUGCCCUGUAACUGAGCCAGGAGAAGAAAACUUCAGGGGUCUGACCUCCCGAGGUAUUUAUUGCCUUGGGGAGAGGGGAGGU
Messenger RNA from Calypte anna (Anna's hummingbird), 1291 nucleotides. RefSeq names its product terminal nucleotidyltransferase 5B (gene TENT5B). The record is from RefSeq and is a predicted model, not a curated record. Gene Ontology annotation, molecular function: RNA binding; poly(A) RNA polymerase activity. NCBI's taxonomy places the organism in Eukaryota, Metazoa, Chordata, Aves, Apodiformes, Trochilidae. Bases 1 to 1224 code for a protein of 407 amino acids. The transcript is spliced from 2 exons. Gene Ontology annotation, biological process: mRNA stabilization.